Pimephales promelas (fathead minnow) is the source of this 2603-nucleotide messenger RNA. NCBI's taxonomy places the organism in Eukaryota, Metazoa, Chordata, Actinopteri, Cypriniformes, Leuciscidae. The record is from RefSeq and is a predicted model, not a curated record.
CGAGCAGAAUUUAUGCCCCGAGAACGAACACUGCAAAACACACACAGGUCUUGCCAGACAGGAAAGUGACAGAAGGACGUGUACCCUGUUGUUUAUAAAUAUGGCGUAAGUUUCCAUACAUUGACUUUAAAGUUUCCUUUAAAUGCUCCUGAUAUGUUAUAAGACAUUGCCAAAUGAUGUUAAUUUCAAAUGCUUAUAUCACUAACUUAUAUCACAGUUGUUUAGCCAGGAUUCUCAUCUCAAAAGUUUUCAUUUCUCAUUUCCCUUUUUUGGCCAAGGAAAAACCCUGAUAUUGCUCAAUUAAACUUGAUUAUAGUAUCAGUUUUGGCCACAAUCUUACAUAUGACCCCUUUAAACAGACCAUCGCAGAUUAGGGAUGAGUCACAAUCUUUGGCUAUUGAAAUAUAUUAUCUGAGGCACAAUUAUUUCACACAAACUUGUGUGACAGUCAUAAGGUCUUUAUCUUAAACACCUCAAUAUGUCUGUCUGUUUUAUAAAGUAUAAAAGCUUUGUCUAUUACAGAUCCAAACGAAAAAUGGAUUAUGACGACAGUCGUUGGACUAAACGAAGACGUGUUAAAAUGAAAGUACAGGAGCACUUGAAUUAUUUGGAAGGCUGCCAAAAUGACAUUGUGCCAACAAAUAUGUAUUUCAAUGCAUCAGAGAAAGACUUUAAGUCUCAUGGAAGUAACAAUUCAAAUGACAAGCAGAUCUGUGGACAUCACAGUGAAGAGUUGGGGUCUCAAAGUGAUGACGAAUCACAUUCUGAAGUUGUUUCCAAACACAAUUUUGAAGCCCAAAAUGAUCAGACUGAUUCGGAGAGCACAGUUGAAAAAUCAGACACUUGUAGCUUUAGUGACAUUAGAAGGAAAUUAAGAGACUGGUCAGUAAAUCACAAUAUUUCACAUAGUGCCCUGUCAGAACUGUUGCACUUAUUAGUGCAGUGUGGCUUGGAGUUACCAAAAGAUCCAAGAACUCUUUUGUCAACCUCAACAACCUACGAAAUCAAAGACAUCGGAACUGGAUGCUACUGCCAUAUUGGAGUGUCUAACGCAAUCAUUUCAGCUCUGUCACAGGAAGCACAUUCCUCAGUAGAUACUAUAACACUGCGUAUCAACAUUGAUGGUAUACCCCUCUCAAGCAGCUCUAAACAGGAGUUAUGGCCUAUUCUGGCUAAGAUCAAGGAACUUCCCACAGCUAAUGUUGGUGUCAUUGGUCUGUUUGCUGGCCCAACAAAGCCUCAAUGUAUUAAUGAAUACCUGAAGGAUUUCAUUGAGGAGUUGAAGCUAUUAAUGCAUGAUGGUCUAGAAUACAAUGGAAGACAUUACAAUGUUGCUCUUCCAGAUGCAUUUAUCUGUGAUGCACCUGCUCGUGCCUACUUGAAAUGCAUCAAAGGUCACACUGGCUACAGCUCCUGCGAGCGAUGCACUGAGUAUGGGGUUCAUUUAGGUACAGUUGUGUUUCCAGAAUUGACUGCACCGCUGCGAACAGACUUGACCUUUGAUCAGCAGCUUGAUAGUGACCAUCACCAUAAUGAUAUAGUCUCACCGCUACAAGAGCUUGGGAUUAGAAUGGUCUCAAGCUUUGUCCUUGACUAUAUGCAUUUGGUAUGCUUAGGACAUGUUAGAAGAAUUGUACGUCUUUGGACCAAGGGACCUUUAAGUAGUCGUCUUUCUUCUUCCACAAUCAACAUGAUUUCUGAUCACUUGGAAUCAAUCAGAGCAAAUCUCCCACAGAAUUUUUCACGUAAGCCAAGGUCACUUAGAGAAUACAGAAAUUGGAAGGCCACUGAAUAUCGACAGUUUCUGUUGUACACAGGUCCUGUGGUACUGAAAGGACGCCUACCAACAAGGCUGUACAAAAACUUUAUGAUACUCUCAGUUGCAAUGAGGAUACUUCUCAGUCCAGCCUUGUGCUCUGAGCACUGUGAAUAUGCAGGCAAGCUACUGAAAUGUUAUGUGACAAAUUUUGGACAGAUAUAUGGAUCCGAGCAGCUAGUCUAUAACACUCACUCGCUCAUCCAUCUUGCCGAUGAUGCCAGAAAAUUUGGUUCCCUAGACAACGUGUCAUGUUUCCCUUUUGAAAAUCAUCUAGGGACUAUAAAGCGGAUGGUGAGACGGCCCCAAGGCGCAGUUCAACAACUUGUAAGGCGUCUCAGUGAAAAACAGCAUUCACUCUCCCUUAAAUGUGGAAAAGAGAGGGCAAAUAAGCCUCUAAAACCACAUUUCUCAGGUCCGACUCUACCUGAUGUUCCUGUCCGCAUGCAGUACAUGAAGUACAGACAUGAUGGCAAUAUAAUUUCAUGUCGUAAAGGCAACAAUUGUUUUAAUGUUAAGGGAAAAGUUGCUGUGGUUCGGAACAUUGUUGAGUUGGUAUCGGGGGGUAUGUACGCAGUCUGUCAGUUUUAUCAAAAACAAGACAGCUUUUACAACUACCCUAUUGAGUCAACGUGUGUGGGGAUUAGAACAGUGACACGGCUGUCUCACCAGCUGCAUGGUGUGUCGGUCACAGAGUUAACUGAGAGACUAGUACUUCUGCCAUUGCAGGAUGGAGCUGUUGCAUUUGUCCAGUUACACAAUCAGUAACCAUUAUGAACUUUGCAGC